CCGAGCAGCAGCAAAUCCAAACGCACUCACCUACAAUCCUGCGACGGGUGAGAUUUCGUACACAAUAUCGACAUCAAAUGCAAAGGAGAACAUAAUUAAUUUGACACGCGAUGCGGGCGGUAUUCUGGCGCAGCUAGUGGCCAAGGAGUUUAACUACACGAAUAAGACCAAGUAUAUCGGUUACGGUACACCUGGGGUGGCCAAGCCAUUCGCCGAAUGGUUAGCCGAUGAGAAAACAUCAGAGGAUUGGACAUCGAUGUUGGAGUAUUUCGGGGGCACAGUUGACGAGAAUGAAGAUGUUGCGGAUGAAAACAAUACUGUAAUCUUGGCAUUGUAUACCGGGUACGUUAAUGUCACCGAAUCAGUACCCGAGGUGAUUGUCGACAAGGAAGAGACACACUUUGGGUUUAGGGUAGAGGAUGUGCAAAAUGUGUUGCCCGAGCUCGUAUACAGCGACAAUAACGGGGUGGCGCGGGACAUUAAAUGGAACAAUAUUACGACACUGUUAGUGAAGGA
Molecule: messenger RNA, 516 nt
Organism: Sphaeroforma arctica JP610
Lineage: Eukaryota; Ichthyosporea; Ichthyophonida
Exons: 1
Source: RefSeq, a predicted model, not a curated record